This is a messenger RNA of Nezara viridula (southern green stink bug), 2928 nucleotides long. NCBI's taxonomy places the organism in Eukaryota, Metazoa, Arthropoda, Insecta, Hemiptera, Pentatomidae. The record is from the annotation of a GenBank genome assembly.
CUAUGUACGAAAUUUACAACCUUCUCGCUAGGCUAUCCACGUGUGUUUCAAAGUCUUUAUAGUGGUACAUUUUUUUUCCAUUUAAAAUGAUUCCGUUUAAAGAACGGCUGUUAAAGAAAAAAAUUAAGAAGAGAGAACAAAAGAAACUCAAUCUUUUGAAAAAGAAAGGCAUUAUAAAAGAUAUUAUUAAAGAAGAAAAGAAAGAUAAUACUUUGAAUGGAAAGAAAGUCGCUGAAUCUUCAGGUGGAAAAUUUACUGAAUCCCCACUUGAAGAUAAUGAACACAGUUAUAGUAAUGAAGAAUUAGCAACUUCUGUUGAAAAAAAUUUUGUGAAGAUUGAUGCCAAAUCUGUAGCAGCUUCUUCUAAGAAAAAGAAAAAAAAGAAGUUGGUAUCUAGUAUUAACAAUAAAGACAAAAAUUGUGAUUCAGAAUCAGAUAAUAAUAGUGACUCAAAAAACAAUGAAUGUGAAAUACCUGAUGAAGCGAAAAGUGAAGAAAGUAUUGAAAAUUCGGAGCAUAAAACUGAAGAGGAAGACAUGGAAGGGGCAGACUCUGCUCCUCAUAAUCUAGAGCUUGGAAGCAGAUUACCAGGUAGUCAGCUGGGCUUAGAAAUUUUAAGUAAUGCAAGCUUCAGUGCACUGAAAGGAAAGGUAUCGGAAGAAACAUUGAAAGCCAUUGAAGACAUGGGAUUCACCCAAAUGACUGAAAUACAGGCUAAAGCUAUACCACCUCUUUUAGAAGGUAGAGAUCUAGUUGGAAAUGCCAAAACAGGUUCUGGGAAAACAUUAGCUUUCCUUAUCCCUGCAGUUGAGAUGAUUUUGAAAUUGAAGUUUAAGCCUAGAAAUGGGACUGGCUGUAUAAUUAUAUCGCCCACAAGAGAGUUAGCCAUGCAAACUUUUGGUGUUCUUCAGGAACUAAUGAAGUAUCAUCGAAACACAUAUGGACUCGUAAUGGGUGGUGCUCAUCGAGAAACUGAAGCAAAUAAACUACAGAAUGGUAUUAAUAUAUUGGUAGCAACUCCAGGACGUCUUGUUGAUCAUUUACAAAAUACUCCAGGCUUUAUGUACAAAAAUCUGAUGUGUCUCAUAAUCGAUGAAGCGGACAGAAUUUUAGAAAUUGGUUUCGAGAUUGAAAUGAAACAGAUCAUCAACCUUUUGCCAAAAAAGCGAUUGACAAUGCUGUUUUCUGCAACUUCGACUAGGAAAACGGAAGAUUUAACUCGCCUAGCUGUUAAAACAGAGCCUGUCUAUGUCGGGGUCCAUGAUUCAUUUGAUAAGGCUACAGUUGAGGGAUUAGAACAAGGUUAUGUUGUUUGCCCUCCCGAAAAGAGAUUUUUGUUAUUAUUUACUUUCCUUAAAAAAAACCGUAAAAAGAAAAUUAUGGUGUUUUUUAGUUCUUGCCUGUCUGUGAAGUUUCAUGAUAUGUUAUUAAACUAUAUUGAUCUUCCAGUUAUGAGUAUUCAUGGUAAACAAGAACAGAAGAAGAGAACUACUACUUUCUUUAAAUUCUGCAGUGCUGAAACAGGUAUCUUGUUGUGCACGGACGUGGCAGCCAGAGGUUUAGAUAUCCCAGCAGUUGAUUGGAUUGUUCAAUAUGAUCCACCAGAUGAUCCCAAGGAAUAUAUCCAUCGGGUUGGAAGAACAGCUCGUGGUGAAGGUGGGAGCGGUCAUGCAUUACUACUGUUGAGGCCAGAGGAACUCUCAUUCCUUUAUUACCUUAAACAUGCGAAAGUUCCUUUAAAUGAAUUUGACUUCAAUUGGAAUAAAGUUUCGGAUAUACAGUUACAGCUUGAGAAGCUAGUAGGUACCAAUUAUGCACUCAAUCUUGCUGCUAAGGAUGCCUUCAAGUCCUGUGUCAGAUCAUAUGAUUCUCAUCACCUUAAGAAAGUUUUUGAUAUCAAUUCUCUUGACUUGACGAAGCUGGCAAAAACAUUUGGAUUGACAGUUCCUCCAAGAGUUGAUUUGAAUAUUAACAGUUUUAAAGGUAUAAGGCCACGAAAACGAGAUGGAGGAGGUGGUUUUAGACGCAAUGAUAACCAGCAAAGAGAGAAGAGGCCUUACAACUUCAACCCACCAAAGCAAAGAUAUACAUAAAUGGAAUGGAAUGAUGGAAGAUCAUUCUUCAUGGAAUCAUGGGAUGAAGACUAUUUCAAGAGCUCCACUGUUGAAUUUUCUCCCUUAAAUUUUAUAGAAGCAAAUUAUUAUUUGUAAUUGCCAACUUUUUUUACUUUUUAAACAAAAUUAGGUAAAGUUUGUUACCUAUGUAUUUUUCAUUUCUCACUUUUUAGGAUAUUGUUGUUAAUUUAUUUUUAUUCAUCCUAAAGAAAUAUGAGGGUAUUGAUUUUAAGUACAUGGCAGCAAUUCUAAUUGAUUCCAAACAUGCAUGCACUCAACAUUUUAUUGUGCAGUUUUUUUAAUCAAGGUAAUUCAUUGUUACUUUCUGAUUCAGUCUGAAAGAUUGUACAUUAUAUUGUUUAUGUAUAUAGCUUUCCUCCUCUUUAAUAUUUUCUGUUAUAUUUGAUAUUUCUGCUAUAAUGGUCUUACUUUUCUCUAUAGUUUAAUAAAACAAACUGAUACUUUAAAUAGGACCUUAUGCCAUAUUUACUCUGAAUGAAAAAAUAAUUAUUAUAAGUAUCUUAGUUAACAGUUGUACGAAUUUUCAUUUGUAUUUAUAAAUGUAUUUAAAGUAUUGAGUUAUCCUUUUUCCAAAUAUCAGAAUGCCAUGAUUUGUUUUGUUUAGAUUGCCAAAUUGAAAAUUUUAAUUUAUCUAUUUCCAUCCAUAAUGUUCUGUUAUGUUUAAAAUUAUUUUAAAUCAAUGUUUGUAUAUAUGUGAUUAAGUUUAAUGAAACUUGUUUAUAAAUAUUUAUUGUAAAAAUUUUGUUAGGUAUGAUGUAUAGAUUUUUAAAAAUAAAUAUUGACAAAUUUGUAC